Molecule: messenger RNA, 3154 nt
Organism: Cucurbita pepo subsp. pepo (vegetable marrow)
Lineage: Eukaryota; Viridiplantae; Streptophyta; Magnoliopsida; Cucurbitales; Cucurbitaceae
Product: glutamate receptor 3.4
Cellular component (GO): membrane
Molecular function (GO): ligand-gated monoatomic ion channel activity
Source: RefSeq, a predicted model, not a curated record
UUGACCUAUGGAAUGCUGUUUCUUGGCGAACACCGAAGAGUGAACUUUGGGUUUAUUCUGUAAUGGAAGGGAAGUUUCGUGGAAAGAUUUUGAAAUAGGGACGGUGAUGAUUGUUCAAAGGGUGUUGAUAUCUUCAACAGGAAUCAUUUGUUCAUCUUUUUGGAGCAAUGUUGGUGUUUUGGGUUUGGAGGAUUGUGAUCAAAGCCAGAGUUGUGGUAUUUGCAUUGUUCUUUGGGGUAUGGAUGCCUUUGGGAGUGAUUGGUGUGUCUCGAAACACGAGAGUGGUGAACGUUGGAGUUUUGUUCACUCAUGAUUCAGUUAUUGGAAGGUCUGCACAGCCUGCAAUCUUAGCUGCCAUGGAUGAUGUUAAUGCUGAUAACAGUGUUCUUCCUGGAACAAAGCUGAACUUGAUCUUACACGACACGAAUUGUAGUGGAUUUCUUGGAACAGUGGAAGCCUUGCGGCUGAUGGAAGAUGAAGUAGUUGCCGCCAUUGGCCCACAAUCCUCAAACAUCGCUCACUUCAUUUCCCAUAUCAUCAACGAACUCCACAUACCCCUUAUAUCAUUUGGAGCAACAGAUCCUACUUUGACCACACCACACUAUCCAUACUUUGUUCGAACCACACAGAAUGAUUACUUCCAAAUGAACGCAAUAGCUGAUCUCAUAGACCACUUCGGAUGGAGAGAGGUCAUAGCCAUCUUUGUAGAUGAUGACAAUGCCAGAAACGGGAUAUCAGCAUUGAACGAUGCCUUAGCAAAGAAGCGUGUCAGGAUCUCAUACAAGGCCACCUUCUCUCCUGGCUCCCCCACUAGCGUGAUAAAUGACUUAUUGGUAUCAGUAAACCUCAUGGAAUCUCGUGUUUAUAUUGUUCAUGUUAAUCCCGACACUGGUUUAUCAAUAUUCACCAUUGCUAAGAAACUUGAAAUGAUGAACAGUGACUAUGUCUGGAUUGCAACAGAUUGGCUUCCUUCUAUUCUUGAUUCAUUUGAAACAAACAAUCAUGAUGUAAUGAAUCAUUUACAAGGAGUUGUUGCUCUUCGCCACCACAUCCCUGAUAGCAAUCUCAAGAAGAACUUCGCCUCCAAAUGGAACACUACAAGCUUCAACUCUUAUGCACUUUAUGCAUACGACUCUGUUUGGUUAGCAGCCAGAGCUCUCCACACAUUCUUUCAAGAAGGUGGCAAUGUAUCAUUUUCUAAUGACCCAAAGUUACAUGAAAUCAAUGGAAGCAAGCUGCAGCUAACCUCACUUAGAGUGUUCAAUGGCGGCGAACAACUUCUAGAGACAAUCAAGAGAACCAAGUUCAGAGGUGUAAGUGGGUUGGUUCAAUUUGGUGAUGACAGAAACUUGAUUCAUCCAGCUUAUGAUAUCAUGAACAUUGGAGGAACUGGUAUGCGUAGAAUUGGCUACUGGACAAAUUAUUCUGGUCUAUCAACAAUGACACCAGAGAGUUCAUAUUCAAAGCCUCUUAAUGCUACCCCAAAUGGCCAUCUCUACACUGUAAUAUGGCCUGGUGAAGCAACAGCCGUUCCUCGUGGAUGGGUGUUCCCGCACAACGGGAAGCCAUUGCAAAUUGUAGUGCCUAACCGUGUGAGUUACAAGGCUUUUGUGACUAAAGACAAGAGCCCACAAGGAGUUAAAGGGUAUUGUAUUGAUGUGUUUGAAGCUGCUAUAAACUUGUUGCCAUAUCCAGUUCCUCACGCAUAUAUAUUAAAGGGAGAUGACAGUCUUGAUUACAACAAUCUUGUAUAUGACGUUUCACAGAAUAGAUAUGAUGCAGCUGUUGGUGAUAUUAUGAUUGUAACGAAUAGGACGAAGUAUGUGGACUUCACACAACCAUUUAUGGAGUCUGGACUUGUGGUUGUUACUGUUGUUAAAGAGAAGAAGUCGAGUCCAUGGGCUUUUCUCAGCCCUUUUACUGUUCAAAUGUGGGCUGUCACUGCAAUACUCUUUGUUUUUGUUGGAGCUGUUGUUUGGAUUCUUGAGCAUCGGAGUAAUGAAGAGUUUCGUGGUUCACCAAGGCAACAAAUAAUCACAGUAUUUUGGUUUAGCUUCUCGACAAUGUUCUUUUCUCACAAGGAAAACACUGUAAGCACCCUUGGACGGUCGGUGCUUAUAAUAUGGCUCUUUGUUGUGUUAAUUAUCAAUUCAAGCUACACAGCUGGUUUGACAUCUAUCUUAACAGUGCAGCAGCUAACUUCAAAGGUUGAAGGGAUUGAUAGCUUAAUCUCUAGCACCGAUGCUGUAGGAAUUCAAGAAGGCUCAUUUUCAUUGAAUUAUCUGAUUCAUGAGCUGAAUAUAGCAGCUUCUAGGAUCGUUAAGUUGAAGAGCCAGGAGGAAUAUAUGGAUGCUCUUCGCCGUGGACCUGCAAAUGGUGGGGUAGCCGCCAUUGUAGACGAGCUUCCUUAUGUCGAGCUUUUCCUGUCGGGCACCAAUUGUGUCUUCAGGACUGUCGGGCAGGAGUUCACUAAAAGUGGAUGGGGAUUUGCAUUUCCAAGGGACUCUCCUUUGGCGGUUGAUUUGUCAACAGCCAUUCUUCAACUCUCAGAGAAUGGCGAUCUUCAAAAGAUUCAUGACAAAUGGCUAUCACGAACAGAGUGUUCGAUGAAUCUCAACCAAGUCGACGCAAACCAACUAUCACUAACUAACUUCUGGGAGCUGUUUCUAAUUUGUAGCAUUGCCUGCAUUGUUGCUCUUUUGAUAUUCUUCAGUAGAGUAGCAUUCCAAUAUCGAAGAGCUACCCCUAAAGCCCAGCCUGAAGUCGAGGAGACCCAACCUGAUAGGACGGGACGCUUCGGUCGUACGACUAGCUUCAUCCAAUUUCUAGAUAAAAAAGAAGUCAAAAAGGCUAAAAGAAAAUCCAUUGAUAUCAACCCAGCUGGCCAGAGCUCUGAGGGUCACCCUGAUGAACUCAAAAAGGCUAAAGGAAAAUCCAUUGAUAUCAACCCAGUUGCCCAGAGCUCUGAGGGCCACCCUGAUUCACAGCCUCAUUAGCGCUUGCCCCUCGUCCUGGGGUGGAAAAAGCCUGGACUUUUUGGGUUCCUUUUAUUUUCAUGUCUUAUGCAUAAACUACACACGCCACAAUGCAGUUCUCGUGAUUUUGUUUUUGGAAACUUGUAAAUUCAUAAUGAAAACCUCUUAAUUAAUUGAUA